This is a messenger RNA of Cladophialophora psammophila CBS 110553, 936 nucleotides long. RefSeq lists its product as uncharacterized. The coding region runs from base 1 to 936 and encodes 311 amino acids. The transcript has 4 exons. The record is from RefSeq and is a predicted model, not a curated record. Lineage: Eukaryota; Fungi; Ascomycota; Eurotiomycetes; Chaetothyriales; Herpotrichiellaceae.
AUGGAAAGUUCACGCAGGGGCUCUUCAAACUACGCCCCUCCGCUCGCACUUACAGCGGUCUCUUGGGUCUCGAUCGGUAUCGCGGUCCUCGCCUCACUGUGGAUCACAUAUGACAUUGUCUCCUAUAAACGAUGGAAGCACAUGAUGGCUAUUAUGAUUCCGGUCUACAUCAUCAACGCCCUCUAUCUAUGGCCAAUUACCGUUUGGACAUAUAUUCAGUACGGGCGAGAGGGCAUGGAAACACAGUCAAUUGAUGAAGCAGAGACCAUAGAAGAGGACCCUCUCUUACACUCGCUGUCUCAACCGGACCACAGUGAAGAUGACACCACUGGGGAACAACACCCAGGCGGGAGUCAGAUGGCGCUUGACCAUCACGAUGCUGACGGCGCUAUUGCGGAGGGUGGCCAUCAAGGCCAUGGUACAGAGCAUGACGGAGAAGCACAUCAACACAACAAGCACCAAUACCACUCCCACAUGCAUGCAGUCCUUCCCAUGUUCGCAACCGUCACCAUCGCAACUUGCCAUUGUGGUGCUGGCUGUGUCCUCGGCGACCUUGUAGGGGAAUGGCUGAUUUCCACUCUUGAAGUGACAAUCGGUGGAAGGAUGCUCUAUGCUGCGUUUGUCGUGGACUUUGUAUUCGCUCUUGCCUUUGGGAUUGUCUUCCAGUACUUCUCCAUCGCACCCAUGGCCGGCGAUUAUGGUUGGCGCACUGUUGUCCGCGCUGCCAAGGCCGACUUCUUGUCACUGACGUUCUUCGAAAUCGGCCUCUUUGGCUGGAUGGCCAUCUUUGAUCUCUUGAUCUUCGACCAGCAGCUGGGGAUGAAUACUGCAGCUUACUGGUUCAUGAUGCAAGUUGGAAUGUUUUUCGGACACUGGACUGGAUUUCCUAUCAAUUGGUGGUUGAUCAAAGAAGGAAUCAAAGAGCCCUGUGCUUGA